This is a messenger RNA of Caenorhabditis elegans, 2767 nucleotides long. It is a transcript of the gene F32B4.8, whose product is annotated as Apple domain-containing protein. The coding region runs from base 14 to 2578 and encodes 854 amino acids. The record is from RefSeq and is marked reviewed. NCBI's taxonomy places the organism in Eukaryota, Metazoa, Nematoda, Chromadorea, Rhabditida, Rhabditidae. The transcript is spliced from 14 exons.
AGCAACAUUUUUCAUGCUUCUCCUCUACCUUUUCUACUUUUUGAGCCCAUCUUGGGCUCAAAAUCUCACUGAUAUGAUUGCUCAAAACCCGCUGCUCGCAAAGAUGUCAAUGUUCCAAGAGUAUCAGGAAAACUCCACAAUCCCAUUGCCAUCCUCUCCGGAGGAUAGUGAUGAGGAGGAUUUUAUCAAGAAAAUGAGCACAAAACGUUCUUCAUCCCGUGAGGCCGUAUCCGACAAUUUUGAUCAGCGCUACCACCAAAUGAAUAGGUCGCUUUUCGAUCAAGCAGAUCUGGAAAUCGGAGAUCUCGACUAUCGGGAAAUGACAGUGACGUCAUCAUCAGUGUUCCCAAGUACCUCUACAGAUGACGUGGAUCUUCAGAGAGCACUGGUGGAUGAAGCUUCAGAGUUUGUAACUGAAUUCCAGCCGGAAUCUGAAUCUGAAUCUGAAUCCACAUCACCAUUUUCUGCAAGUGCUUCAAUUUUUGCGACACCUAUUGCUACUUCAACAGAGGGUUUUGAGAAAAACUCAUUUUCUAGAAGCUCCCCAUACUUCAAAGCUUUUCCAACGGCAGCUACGUCACAAUUUGUAUCUUCACAUGUUGCCACGUCACAAAAUUCAUUUGCCACGUCAUUCAAUGACGUCACCGCUCCCGACUUUUCAACUGAAAACCCAUCAACUCCAAUUAUUCUAUCACAGACAACGUCCGACGAAGAGGAGAAGUUCUUCACGGAGCCCGAGGAUUCGGACACUGACGUAGAAGAUAUUUCGUCGAAAGCAGGGAUGCCUACGUCAUCUUUCCAAGGUACAAGCCUGGCUAAGCUCUCAGAGCUCAAGCCUGAAGAGUUUGAGUUCCACCAGAUUCAGAAGAAGAAGCAGGAUGAGAACGAGGUGGUGCAGUUUAAUGGCCGCUACAGUGUCUCCGCCACGAAAUACUACGUAGACAACCGCAUCGACGGCGAGCACUACGAAAACUCGCCUUCUGUAGAAAUCGAGGAUACGAUUCAGGAAAAUGGUGUGGAGGAAGUGGACCCAUUCGCCGUGGAGCGGGAAAUGCGGAAGAUGGCGAGGAUGCACGCGGCGAAGACUCGAACUUUUGAUGAUCCUUUGAAGGGGUUGGAGUUUCUAAUGGAGAAGGACCAAGAACGCCGCCGGCUUUCAGAUGAGCUCCCGGACACUGAGCUGGUGUCAAUGGAGACUGACAAAAAUGGGAAAACAUUUGAGCAGAGACAAACUACGCAUGAAGGAAGGAAGACAAUUGUCAACCUAUACAACAAGAAUCUCUAUGGUCAUGACCUUAUGAGAUUCCCUGGCGCAAUUUUCGACGAUAAAAUCGAUGAACCACGGCAAAAAUCUGACAAACGGCGGACGGUGGCUUCACGGAUAGUAUUGUCGAGUGAUGAGUUCUCCCAUAUUAAUCCAACAUCUCCACGGCUCCGGAAAGUGGUCGCCGGGGUGACAACAAAUGUGAAAACCGACAAAAAUAUGUUUGUAGAUGCAAAGAUUCAGAAGACUACGGAAGACGUCGAAUCAGUGUGCUACAACUCGAAGAAAAACACCGCAAUCACAAAAAUUCGCUCAUUUGAAACCGAUGAUAAUUUGUCAAAGUUGGAGUGUCUCAUAAAAUGUUCCAGAACGCCUGCCUGCCUAGCCACUACCUACUCCAUGCCACUUGCCACGUGUGCAAUGUAUGAGGAAAUCAAGAAUCUAGCUGGAAAUACGAUAAGAAGCCAGGGGCAUAGUUUGCAUAGAAAACUGUCGAAAACUACGGCGAGAUGUGUCAGAAUGUUUGUGUCGAGGGAAGUUUUUGGAGAUUUGGAUAAGGAUUCAGAGGAGGAAGAGUUUGAAGAUUCUCCCACCUUCCUGCGUCUCGUCGAAAAAGACUCCAGUGUCUCAUCGUCUCUUCUUUUUUCUCAACGCCUUCCAGCAAAGUGUCCCGAUGGUCAGGAUGUAAUUUUUGUGCGGUCUAAUGACGUGGAAUCCAGUAAUAAUCACCAAAACUAUGUGGAAAUCACCGAAGACGAUUGCGUUUUUGCGUGUCUCACAAAUUCCCGUCCAGGCGGGGGAGCUUCAGAUUGCACAGCUCUUGAGUAUGACAAGACACGUGGAUUCUGCUACUUGAUGACGUCACCGCCGGCAGAUGACGUGGCAAUGACACCUAGGCCAAGGAACCCAGUGACUAGUUAUGAGAAGAUUUGCAUACAGAAAUCCUCGGCAAACAAGUGCUCAGGAGGCCAGCCAAUUCGCUACCGUCAAAAAGUGCUCAUUGGGCAUCUUGUGGAUGCUCAUUCAGUGGGCUCUGCUGCGGAAUGUAUUGAUUUAUGUAUAGAGAAGCACAUAAUUGGAUGUGUUAGUGUUAUGUUCUAUGCGAAGGAAACCACUCUGAACUGCAUUUUGAAUGAUUCUACAAAUCUGGAGGAUCCCGCUUCAUUCUUUGAUGAAACCGCCACUAUCGUUGACUUUUUCUCUAUUCAGGAUUGCCUAGGGAUUCGGGAAGUCAACAGAAGGGCUAAGAAACGAAAAAUCCAAAAUCGAAUUGAAAAAUUGGCGAGAUUACGGAGGAAAAUGGCACGAAUGUAGAUUUUACUAAACAAAAAUUAAUUUUUUUUUCCGGAAAAAAUUGCAUAUGACAAUAUUGAUAUCAACAGCUGAAAUCGGGUCCUGAUUUAUUAAUUUUUUGUAAUAUUUUUUCCUAAAUAAUAUUAAGUGCGUAGUUAUGUGCGUUUUAUGUUUUUAUUUUCUAAUAAUAAAUUUUUAAAAAACUAUGAA